AUAUCCAAGCUCGGUGAACAGGCGAAAUGGAAGGUUAUACUGACUAAGGCCUGUGGUAAUAUUAAUUGGGCACGAAGAACCACAUGCAACGUGUGCAAUACCCCUCGAGUGAACACAAUGGGUGAACGCACAGGCUAUGGUGGGGGCUAUAUGGAGCGCGAUAAAGUAGUUGAGUAUAGAAAACGAGGUGAUUCAGACGACGAAUUCGACGAGUUUGGUCGCAAAAAGAAGAGAUUCCGUAAAACGAGUGAUGAUCGAAAGAUUGAGGUCCCAACAGUCGCAUCUACUUCCACAUUAUUAACAACAGGAUCUAGUUCGUUUCGAUCCGAAGAGGACAAGGUUAUAACGCGGCCGAAUCUGUCUAAGUAUGAUAUUUGGGCUGUCAUCGUUUUCAAGAGUCAAGCAGUCGAUGAUAGCCUUCUUUUAGAAGUUUUUCUCUAUCUGAAUAUAAUGUGUUGA
Molecule: messenger RNA, 459 nt
Organism: Echinostoma caproni
Lineage: Eukaryota; Metazoa; Platyhelminthes; Trematoda; Plagiorchiida; Echinostomatidae
Source: the annotation of a GenBank genome assembly